This is a messenger RNA of Hansenula anomala, 1911 nucleotides long. RefSeq lists its product as uncharacterized. NCBI's taxonomy places the organism in Eukaryota, Fungi, Ascomycota, Saccharomycetes, Phaffomycetales, Wickerhamomycetaceae. Gene Ontology annotation, biological process: cellular response to unfolded protein; protein refolding. Gene Ontology annotation, molecular function: ATP hydrolysis activity; ATP-dependent protein folding chaperone; ATP binding. The transcript has a single exon. The record is from RefSeq and is a predicted model, not a curated record. The coding region runs from base 1 to 1911 and encodes 636 amino acids. Gene Ontology annotation, cellular component: cytoplasm; mitochondrion.
AUGCUUAGAGGAUUAAAUAAAAACCUUGUCAAAAACCUGACAAAUCAAAGAAGAUAUGCAUCUGUUCGUUCUUCAUUACCAACUGUGAUUGGUAUUGAUCUUGGUACAACCAAUUCAGCAGUUGCUGUUAUGGAAGGUAAAGAGGCAAGAAUCUUAGAGAAUGAUGAAGGCCAAAGAACCACUCCUUCAAUUGUUGCAUUUGAUAAACAUGGAGAUAUGUUGGUUGGUAAUGCCGCUAAGAGACAAGCUGUCUUGAAUACUGAAAAUACCUUUUAUGCAACCAAGAGAUUAAUUGGUAGAAGAUUUGAUGAUGAUGAAACAAAAUUUGAUUUAAACCAUUUCCCAUAUAAGAUCGUUGAAAAUGAUAAUGGUGAUGCCUGGGUUGAAAGCUUUGGUAAAAAAUAUUCUCCAUCACAGAUUGGUGGAUUUAUAUUGAAGAAGAUGAAAGAAACUGCGGAAUCACAAUUGGCACAAAAUGUGAAAAAUGCUGUUGUUACAGUUCCUGCCUAUUUCAAUGAUUCUCAAAGACAAGCCACUAAAGAUGCUGGACAGAUUGCAGGAUUGAACGUGUUGAGAGUUGUCAAUGAACCAACAGCUGCUGCACUAGCUUAUGGAUUAGAUAAGACUAAUGAUGGUCUAGUGGCAGUUUAUGAUCUCGGUGGGGGUACUUUUGAUAUUUCAAUUUUGGAUAUUGAGGAUGGUGUUUUUGAAGUUAGAGCAACUAAUGGUGAUACUCAUUUAGGUGGUGAGGAUUUUGACAUUUUGUUGGUUCAAUUUAUCUUGUCAGAUUUUAAACACAAAACUGGUAUUGAUUUAUCUAGUGAACCUGAUAAAGUUCAAAGAAUAAGGGAAGCUGCUGAAAGAGCCAAAAUUGAUUUAUCCCAUGUCAAAGAAACUACUAUCGAUUUACCAUUUAUAAAAGAUACCCAUCAUAUUUCUAUAAGCUUGACAGAAGAUGAAUUGGAUCAAAUGAGUUUCCAUCUAAUUUCUAAAACUAUUGAUCCUGUUAAAAAAGCAUUGAAAGAUGCAGAUUUGUCGAAGAAGGAGAUUGAUGAAAUCAUUCUUGUUGGUGGUAUGACUAGAAUGCCAAAAAUUAGAAAAACAGUUGAGGAAAUCUUUGGUAAAAAGCCAAGUACAGCAGUCAAUCCAGAUGAAGCGGUUGCUCUUGGUGCUGCCAUCCAAGGUGGUGUUUUAAGUGGUGCAAUUAAAGAUGUUUUGUUAUUGGAUGUUACACCUUUGACAUUAGGUAUAGAGACCUAUGGGGGUGUUUACUCACCAUUGAUUCCAAGAAACACUACAGUUCCUGUGAAAAAGACUGAAAUCUACUCUACAGGUGUUGAUAAUCAAACAGGUGUUGAGAUUAGAGUUUUCCAAGGUGAAAGAGGGUUAGUCCAGGAUAAUAAGUUGAUUGGUAAUUUUAAAUUGAGUGGGAUUCCACCAUUGCCUAAAGGUGUGCCACAAGUUGAGGUUUCAUUUGAUAUUGAUGCUGAUGGUAUAAUCAAUGUUUCUGCACGCGAAAAAACAUCUGGUAAAGAAACAAGUAUAACGGUCAUUGGGAACUCUGGUUUGACAGAAGAAGAAAUUCAAAAAAUGAUUCAAGAAGGUGAACAAAAUAAGGAUACAGAUAAAGCUAAAAGACAAAAAGUUGAAGCAGCCACUAAUGCAGAGCUUGUUGUGAAUGAUACUGAAAUGGCAAUGGGUUUAGCUUUUGGUGAUGUUUUGAAAGCUGACCCUGACUAUCCGGAAUUGGAGAACAAAAUCAAAGAUGCUAAGAAUGCUAUUCAAUCAGCAAGAAAUGGGGGUGAUGUAGAAGUUGCAGAUAUUAAAAAUAUAUCAAAAGAACUACAGGAGCUUUCGAUAAAGAUUUUCCAAAGAGUUGCAAGAAAACAAAAUGAAGCCAAGCAACAAUGA